Lontra canadensis (Northern American river otter) is the source of this 1462-nucleotide messenger RNA. It is a transcript of the gene PAQR5, whose product is annotated as progestin and adipoQ receptor family member 5. Gene Ontology annotation, cellular component: membrane. The coding region runs from base 458 to 1450 and encodes 330 amino acids. Lineage: Eukaryota; Metazoa; Chordata; Mammalia; Carnivora; Mustelidae. Gene Ontology annotation, molecular function: signaling receptor activity. The transcript has 8 exons. The record is from RefSeq and is a predicted model, not a curated record.
UCCACCAGGCACAGCGCUUGGGUGGCAUCUCCGGCCGGCGAAUGGUGGGCGCCGCUCUGGAGGUCACGGAGUCAGGCGUCGGGGGCACGCGGUUGGGCGCUGGCAGGCGCCGGGAGGGGGUGCCCCCUGCCCUCGGCUCCUCCCCCGGGGCCGACGCGCCCCGCCCCGCCCUGCGCGGGAGGGCACCGGGGGCGGGACCCGCGGGGAGGCGCGCCGACCGGCCGGGCCAGGUGCAGCGCCCGCGUGUCUGAGGGCCGCCGCGGCCCCGGAGGAGUGUCCCGGUGUCCGGCCGGCCCCUGCCGCGCCCCUGCGCCCCUCGCCGGCCGCCGCCGACCCUCGGAAGCCAGGGAAGCAGCCCUGGCACCGGCUGGCCACACGCACCCCGGGCCAUGUCAGAACUCUGAGCCGGCGACAGGGAGCAGCUGUCCACCACUGGCCAUCCCAACCCAGCUUCGAGAUGCUGAGCCUGAAGCUGCCCCAGCUGUUUAGCAUCGACCAGGUGCCCCAGGUGUUCCAUGAGCAGGGUAUCCUCUUCGGCUACCGACACCCACAGAGCUCCGCCACUGCCUGUGUCCUCAGUCUUUUCCAAAUGACCAAUGAGACCCUCAACAUCUGGACGCACUUGCUGCCCUUCUGGUUCUUCGUGUGGAGGUUUGUGACCGCCUUGUAUAUAACAGACAUCCAGAAUGACAGCUACUCCUGGCCUCUGUUUGUGUACAUGGGCACCAGCUGCGUGUACCCCCUUGUGUCCAGCUGUGCACACACCUUCAGCUCCAUGUCCAAGAAUGCCCGGCACAUCUGUUACUUCCUGGACUACGGGGCCGUCAACCUCUUCAGCCUGGGCUCAGCCAUUGCGUACUCGGCCUACUCCCUCCCGGAUGUGAUGGUGUGCACCACCUUCCAUGACUACUACGUGCCCCUGGCCGUGAUGAACACCAUCCUUAGCACCGGCCUCUCCUGCUACUCCAGGUUUCUUGAAAUCCAGAAGCCUGGGCUCUGUAAGAUGCUUCGCAUCCUUGCUUUUGCUUAUCCCUACACCUGGGACUCCCUCCCCAUCUUCUACAGGCUGUUCCUGCUGCCUGGGGAGGGUGUGCAGAAUGAAGCCAUCUUGAACCACCAGAAGCACAUGGCCAUGACCCUCCUGGCCUCUUUCUUCUACUCCGCACACCUGCCAGAGCGCCUGGCACCCGGUCGCUUCGACUACAUCGGUCACAGUCACCAGCUGUUCCAUGUGUGUGUGAUCCUGGCCACUCACAUGCAGAUGGAAGCCAUACUUCUGGACAAGACUCUGAGGAAGGAAUGGCUCCUGGCACAUGCCAGGCCCCUGUCUUUCCCUCAGAUAGCUGGAGCCAUCCUUCUGUGCCUCGUCUUCAGCCUCAGCAACAUAGUUUAUUUCUCAGCUGCUCUGUAUCGGAUUCCCGAGCCAGAAUUACAUAAAAAAGAAACAUGAUUCAGACCGUAA